CAGAGCGCAGUCGUCGCGGACAUUUCAACAUGGACUGACGAAUCCGCGCAGAGAUUAGCAGCCGGAGAAUGAAGCGCUUGACGUGUCUCAUCUGAAAGACGCAUUUCGCUAUAUCCUCUCUUCGAUCUGCAACUAGAUCGCUCAAGUCUCCUCUCACUGACCCAUUCAGAAGAGGCUUCGAAAGGCGGACAUUGCGCCAAGACGCGAGAGGAAGCUUGCACCAGCGCGAACGAGAGAGCUGCACAUAUCUGGAUCAAGCCCUCAUCGUCCGACGCACCGACGGGCAAGAUCAACAUCGACACGAGGAGGUGCUACAUUUGGGUCGGUCCGCUGGCUUGAAGGUGCAGCGCAUAGCGCACAAAGCGUGUCACCGCCUCUUGUGAAGCGCAGCGCGGACUGUUGGAAAAUGGCUUCGCAGGAUGCAAUGCCGUCCUUUUCCACCUCGGAGGAAGAGAUCCGAUGGCUCAAGAACAAGGUGGCAGAGCUGAACGAUGCUCUGGGAGACUUGCAAACGGAGCUGGCUGACUUUGCGGAGAGCAGCAAGGAAGUGGAGAAGGAGAUGGACAGGGAAUUGCAGGAUGCUUACAAGAGAGAAAAGGAUGCGCGUAUACAGGCGGAAAAGUCCCAGAGUGUGGUCGAGGAUUGGAAGGCAAAAUAUCAAAGUGCGCUGGCAGAGCACAAUCGUUAUCACGCGGAGACUGAAAAGGAAACGGCAAUGGUCAAGGAGCAGUUGAAGAGGUACAAAGCAACAAUUCGCGACAUGGAGGUCAGCAAUGAGGAACUGGAGAAUGCAGAGCGUAUGAUCGCGUCCUCGUUGCACGAGCGGGAAGCCAACUACAACAGAGCCCUAGAGCGCACAGUUCUGUUGGAGGAGGAGCUCAUCGCCAAGGGCCGUCUCGAAGAUGAUAAUCAAAGACUCAAAGACGAGAUUCAAGAUCUGAGUGAAGAGCUCGGAAUAGCGCGAGAGAAGCUUAAGGAAGUACAAGCACAAAAUGCCGCGUCAAGCAGGGCAGUGUCACGCGCAGGCAGAGAGACUCCUGUCGAAGGCUCUAGCAAGCCUAACGGUGACAUGAGCAUCGCCGAGCUGAUGUCCAAGCCGCGACCGAGCACUUCGACGUCAGUGGCCAGCUCUACUUCUAGACCCUCCUCGCGCGUCAACGAGCGCUUGUCUCCGAUCCAAGGAUCCGUCAACACUCGCCUCCCUUCCGGUGCUCCGCUUGGACCGCCAGCAAGCAGCGCAAAGCUGAGAGGUACCGUCACUGGACACGCGCGACGGUCGAGUCGGGACAUUGGCGCCACCGGCGGCGAAGAUAGCCCUAGCUUGCGGGCAUCGCGGUUGAGACGAGAUCUGCCCGCCACAUCGCGGGUCGGCUUCACACCUGCCAGAACACGCGUUGGAAGCACGAGAGUUUCAAGCACAGCCGAGAACCCGACGGGCAGCAGUAGCAAGGGAAUGAUGCAGGCCAUGCAAGCCAGGAUGAAAGCGCUCGACAGCCGCAUCAGUUCAGCGAGGAGCAUGAGCAAGGUAGCGCCGGCUAGUGAGCUUGAUAGAAGUGCCAUUCCCCGACCUUCGAGCAGAUUGGGUGAGAGUAGAGGUCCAGGUGGUCUUAGCUCGCCGGGUCCCUACACUACACCUGCGCCCGUCCGAACCAGUCGCGCUAGCUUCGAUGGACGAGGAUCGCAGAGCGGCAUUCCAGUACCGCCAACAGGCUUGUCCAAAUCCACAGCGCGCCGACCCGGUUCGCGGCUCUCGCAAGCGCCAGGCGGUCCUGCAGCGGACUCGCCUCCGCUGCACACCAUCCCAUUGCCUCACUCUAUCACCCCACUUCAAAGACCAUCGAGCCAGAGCGGACAUAAUCACAACAACGACUUGGACUUGCUCGACAGUGCUCCAGAGGCCAAGACGCCACCAGGUACCGCAGCUCGAGUGCGUCGGGUCAGCACGACAACCAGACCGGGUGGGGCAAGUGCCUCUGUACGGCCCAGGGGGAGCACUCUUGCCUCCGCAUCUGGUGCAAUCCCAAGACCUUCUUCAACAACAGCGACAGAAGAGGGUGCCAACAUUUUGCCAGAGUCUUCCGCCCGCGUCAGGCAGCACGGAUCUAGGCCUGCGAGCGGGGCGAUGGGCUCGGGUCCUCCCGUCAGCUGGAACAACACUGCUGGACGUACGCGCAGCGGUUCUUUUGGUCAGCGAUGAGAGUAACGCGACCACGAGCUUCAUAUCUUCUCUUCCUUGGCCCCUCAACUUUGUCACCGAGACCGGGAUCUUGUGCUUACAGCUUGAAUCGCGCGCUGAGCAGCAAUGUUCCACGCAACGAUGUGCAACUAUGUACUUUUAGCCGCGGAUUUACAGACUUGGCACCAGCCAGCAAUC
This is a messenger RNA of Ceraceosorus guamensis, 2374 nucleotides long. RefSeq lists its product as hypothetical. The transcript is spliced from 5 exons. The coding region runs from base 407 to 2197 and encodes 596 amino acids. Lineage: Eukaryota; Fungi; Basidiomycota; Exobasidiomycetes; Ceraceosorales; Ceraceosoraceae. Gene Ontology annotation, cellular component: centrosome; kinetochore; kinesin complex. Gene Ontology annotation, molecular function: microtubule binding. The record is from RefSeq and is a predicted model, not a curated record. Gene Ontology annotation, biological process: cell migration; mitotic centrosome separation; establishment of mitotic spindle orientation.